AUGUGUUUUACAGGGCUGGGCGCGUGCAUGGAUGUUGCUACAGAAGUGGAAGUGGUUGCAGAUGAGCCAAGAGAGACCAGCUACAAUGAAGUGGAAGAAAUGGAAAUUCUUGAAGAUGAGACUGCCUCGGUUUUUUUCUCCAAGCCUGGUGUAGCAACCACUGACAUUUUUAAGCCAUCGACAAGUUCUGACAUGGGAGCGGGUACCUCUUCGAGAGAUGCUCCUGAGGGCGAACCCUCGGCAACAGAGGUUGUGGUUGAACCAACGGACUCCAGUUACGGUGGACUGGAAGAAAUGGAAAUUCUUGAAGAUGAGACCGGCCUGGCUCUGUUCUCCGAGCCCAGUGCAUCAGAAAUUGACACCUCUGGGCCAUCAACAAGUUCGGUAAAUAGGCAUUGCAUUAUUACUGCCUUGACUGGGUAA
Ixodes scapularis (black-legged tick) is the source of this 423-nucleotide messenger RNA. RefSeq lists its product as uncharacterized. Lineage: Eukaryota; Metazoa; Arthropoda; Arachnida; Ixodida; Ixodidae. The coding region runs from base 1 to 423 and encodes 140 amino acids. The transcript has 6 exons. The record is from RefSeq and is a predicted model, not a curated record.